This is a messenger RNA of Sander lucioperca (pikeperch), 1242 nucleotides long. RefSeq lists its product as uncharacterized. Lineage: Eukaryota; Metazoa; Chordata; Actinopteri; Perciformes; Percidae. The transcript is spliced from 9 exons. The coding region runs from base 1 to 1242 and encodes 413 amino acids. The record is from RefSeq and is a predicted model, not a curated record.
AUGUAUCACUUUAUUUGUAGCAAACCAUUGGACAACGAGGGUUCAAAUCUCAGCCUUCAGGCUCAUGUUGUUAAUGGCAAAAUGAUAGUUAAGGUCCAGUAUCAGAAUCGCAAGAAAUACAUCAAAUUACAAGCUUCUGAUUUUGAAGAAUUUAUUUCUCAAGUGAAAGAGAAGUUCUCCAUCCCUGUGAACAACAUCACUGUGGAGGAUGAUUCCGGCACUGAGGUGGAUAAAACGGUGUUUGCAGAAUUAUCCACAGUGGAAGGGAUUUGCUUUAUCAAGGACGAUCAAGAUUAUGAUUCGGGCCCAUCUCAACUAUCGCCUACACCCACACCACGAUCCUCAUUCAGUGGGAGUUCCCUCUCUGUGUCCAUUAGUAGCAGUGACGGUGAAACAUCAAGACCACCCAAGCGAAUUAGAAGUGAUGAAGAGGCAUGUCAGAGUCGUUCAGCCCGAGAUCUGAUUCAGCAGAUCCUGCAGACAAAACCAGGAGGGACAACCGUGCUUGAAGAAUAUGAAGAAACCGGGACGCUGUGUGAUAGUAGAAGAAGGCAGAUGAUUAACAUUCUUGCAGCACACAUGGUUGAGACAGAAGGGAGAAUCCCUCAGCGAGUAACUAAAGAGAAAUAUGCAUUGGGAAUUGUCACCUUGUUCCCUGCAUUAAAAGAUCCUCUCUCCAAGAAAGGAUAUAUACCCCAAGAUUUUAUCCUCCUCUUUGGACCAGAAACGGCUGCUAAACUGCUUGAGAAGUGGCAUACAUGCUACAAAAGAAAGGUGAUCAGAGAAGCAGAAAGCCUUACGACCACCCCGGUUCUCCAGAGUUUGCUGAAGUCUGCCAGGAAUCAGUGCAAUGAUGAUAAAAAGAAAACACAGAAGAUCAGCCCAGCUCAGGCCAUGGACCAUCUUGUCGUCUUUCACAAGUCAUGCAGGAGCCUUGAACACCUAGAGAACCAGGAGGGACAUCGCCAGCCAUACCUUCUUGCAUCUGGAACCCACAAGCAGGCCAUCAGCACUUACUACGUUGUGAUGGACAAGAAGCUCAUCCCCUGCCUGGGAACCACAUCUUUGGCAGCAUUUGAUGAACUCUUUAAAGUGCACUUCGUUUUCAGUGUAAGCUAUGACAACGCUCUUAGCAACAUGUACACAUUCCUCCAGACAACUGUCUACAGUAUUGAUGUUGAGACCACUAAAGAGAGUCCAAAGGUGAAAGAAUUGAGAGCAAAGUUCAUGAACAGGAGCUAA